CUUUGUUUCUCCUGUUUUGAUGCAGUGAGGGGUGGAGAAAUGUCGGAUCUCCAGGCACCGCUUGUAAGGCCAAAGAGAAAGAAAACAUGGGUUGACUACUUCGUCAAGUUCAGAUGGAUCAUCGUCAUCUUCGUGGUCCUUCCAAUCUCAGCCACACUCUACUUCCUCAUCUACCUCGGAGACAUGUGGUCAGAGUCCAAAUCCUACGAGAAACGCCGCAAGGAACACGACCAAAACGUCAUGAAAGUCGUCAAACGCCUCAAGGAGAGAGACGCAGGCAAGGACGGUCUUGUCUGCACCGCACGCAAGCCAUGGAUCGCCGUCGGAAUGAGAAACGUUGACUACAAGAGAGCACGCCAUUUCGAGGUUGACUUGGGUGAGUUUCGCAACAUCCUUGAGAUCAACAAGGAGAAGAUGAUCGCUAGAGUUGAGCCUCUUGUCAACAUGGGGCAGAUCUCACGUGCUACGGUCCCAAUGAACCUCUCUCUCGCUGUUGUUGCUGAGCUUGAUGAUCUCACUGUCGGUGGUCUCAUCAAUGGUUACGGUAUUGAAGGAAGCUCUCACCUCUACGGUUUGUUUGCGGAUACCGUUGAGGCUUACGAGAUCGUUCUAGCUGGUGGGGAACUUGUCCGUGCCACGAGGGAUAAUGAGUACUCCGAUCUUUUCUAUGCGAUUCCUUGGUCUCAAGGAACUCUCGGGCUCCUUGUUGCUGCUGAGAUCAGGCUUAUACCGGUUAAGGAGUACAUGAGACUUACUUACAUACCAGUCAAGGGAGAUCUUCAAACCUUAGCUCAAGGCUACAUGGAUUCUUUCGCGCCUAAAGAUGGUGACACGUCAAAGAUCCCUGACUUCGUUGAAGGCAUGGUGUACAAUCCUACAGAAGGUGUGAUGAUGGUUGGAACAUACGCGUCUAAAGAAGAGGCCAAAAAGAAAGGUAACAAGAUCAACAAUGUGGGAUGGUGGUUUAAGCCGUGGUUCUACCAGCAUGCUCAGACCGCGCUGAAGAAAGGACAGUUCGUUGAGUACAUCCCUACUCGUGAAUACUACCAUAGGCACACAAGGUGUUUGUACUGGGAAGGGAAGCUUAUUUUACCAUUUGGUGAUCAGUUUUGGUUUAGGUUCCUCUUUGGUUGGUUGAUGCCUCCAAAGGUCUCUCUUCUUAAGGCCACUCAAGGUGAAGCUAUCAGAAACUAUUACCAUGAUAUGCAUGUUAUUCAGGACAUGCUUGUUCCUCUUUACAAGGUCGGUGAUGCCCUUGAAUGGGUUCACCGUGAAAUGGAGGUGUAUCCAAUCUGGCUUUGCCCACACAAGCUCUACAAGGCACCAAUCAAACAACAGAUCUACCCUGAACCAGGUUUUGAGUAUGAGAAGAGACAAGGAGACACGGAAGAUGCUCAGAUGUACACUGAUGUUGGAGUAUACUACGCACCCGGUCCUGUCUUGAGAGGUGAAGAGUUUGAUGGAUCAGAAGCUGUGCGUAGGAUGGAGAAAUGGCUGAUAGAGAACCACGGAUUCCAGCCUCAGUACGCUGUCUCUGAGCUGGACGAGAAGAGCUUCUGGAGGAUGUUUGAUGGUGACUUGUACGAGCAUUGCCGCAAGAAGUACAGAGCUGUUGGAACGUUCAUGAGUGUUUAUUACAAGUCAAAGAAAGGAAGGAAGACUGAGAAAGAAGUUAGAGAAGCAGAGCAAGCUCAUCUCGAAACAGCUUAUGCUGAGGCAGAUUAAGCAACCAAAAUGUGGAUUUGAGAGAGACUUGAGAGUUAAUUAUUAUUGUUAUGGGUGGUGGUAGUGUGUCUUUUGUUUUGUGUCUGUUAUGUGUUUUCUAUUUUCAGUUUAGUGUUGUCUUUGAUGAUGAUUAUUGUUUGUUUGGUUCUUGCUAUGGUUUUGACUUGUGAUUUGAAUGGAUUUUGAGAUUUGGACUUGCUUUUGAGACUUUUGGUUUGAG
Molecule: messenger RNA, 1945 nt
Organism: Eruca vesicaria subsp. sativa (arugula)
Lineage: Eukaryota; Viridiplantae; Streptophyta; Magnoliopsida; Brassicales; Brassicaceae
Source: the annotation of a GenBank genome assembly